Messenger RNA from Durio zibethinus, 3476 nucleotides. It is a transcript of the gene RAD4, whose product is annotated as DNA repair protein Rad4 family. NCBI's taxonomy places the organism in Eukaryota, Viridiplantae, Streptophyta, Magnoliopsida, Malvales, Malvaceae. Gene Ontology annotation, cellular component: nucleotide-excision repair factor 2 complex; XPC complex; nucleus. Gene Ontology annotation, molecular function: single-stranded DNA binding; damaged DNA binding. The record is from RefSeq and is a predicted model, not a curated record. Gene Ontology annotation, biological process: mismatch repair; nucleotide-excision repair.
AUCAAAUUUUUAACUGAAAAAAUAAAUGAAAAACACUUUCUUCUUGCGUCAAUAAAGUGUAGUCCAUGCACCUGCGCGUAGCUUAUCACUGAAAUCCCCAAACAAAACCCUUUCAACAGUUUUUCGCGGCACUCUUUUCUUUCUCUUUCUUUUCUUCUUUUCUUUUCUUUUUUUUUCCCUCAAAUGAAAAAAAAAAGAGAAACAGAGAUAAGUCUAAAAGCCAAACCCAAUCUUCAGCAGGGAAGCAUAAAAGGAUGAAAACUACAUGUGAAUCAGAAAAUGGAAGUCCUUUGGGGUCAAUUCAUGAUACUGGAAAUCUGACUGGGAUAUCACAUGAGGGGGUGAACAAAGUUCUAAGACCUGCUAAUAGACGUUACUCUUCAAGGAAAAAGGAAAAGAAUGAAAAUGUCCGGCAGAAUGACCCAAAAACAAAUGAACAAGAAAUUGUACAUACAAUGGUUGCAGAGAAUGCUUCAAUGGCUGAAGAUUGUAUUAGAGAUGCAGUUGGAACUUCUCGAUUAGAAGUAGAUGUUGAAAAUCAUCAAGAUACUCUUUUUGAUGAUAGUGAAGACAUGAAUGACUCAGAUUGGGAAGAUGGUUCAAUUCCCAAAUUGGAUCCUGUAGACCAUUCCCCAACUGAGCAUGUGAAGGGGUUAACUAUUGAAUUUGAUGAACCAUCUGGUUCAGCUGGACGGAAGCCUGUUCAUCGAGCUUCUGCUGAAGAUAAGGAAUUGGCUGAGCUUGUGCAUAAAGUUCAUUUGCUUUGUUUAGUGGCCAGGGGCAGAUUAAUUGACAAUGCUUGUGAUGAUCCUCUUAUUCAGGCUUCUUUACUUUCUCUUCUACCUAUACACUUAUCGAAGAUAUCAGAGGUCUCAAAUGUCACUGCAAAUGCUCUGUCUCCUCUUGUCACUUGGUUCCAUAAUAAUUUUCAUGUAAGAAGCUUGGUUCGGGCAGAAAGAUCAUUUCCUAAUGCUUUGGCCUUUGCUCUCGAAACUCGUGAAGGGACUUCAGAAGAGAUUGCAGCAUUGUCUGUGGCAUUAUUUAGAGCUUUGAAGUUUACAGCACGGUUUGUGUCCAUUUUGGAUGUUGCCUCCGUAAAACCUGAGGCUGAUAAAUACGAAUCUUCGAGCCAAGAGGCAAAAAGAGUGGGUGGAGGGAUAUUCAGUACUUCAACUCUGAUGGUGGCUAAUCCAAAAGAAAUUUCUAUCCCUUCAUCCCAUGUUAAAUCAUCCUCAUGCCAUGAGAAAGCUGAUCAUAGUGAAAAUUCUUUGAGGAGUUCACACAAAAAUAAGGGUGGCUGCUCAACAUGCAGUGACACUCAAUCCAGAUAUUCUACUGCUGCUAAUGAAUUGACUGAUGCAACAUCAACCUGUCAGGUGCAGUCAGAUACAUCUGGACAAUGCCGUCCUACAAAAUCUCAGGGGUUGAGGAGGAAAGGGGAUCUUGAGUUUGAAAUGCAGUUGGCAAUGGCUAUUUCUGCUACUACUGUUGGGACUCAUGAGAACAUUUCUGGGUCAUCGGAUUUGAAAAUUUUAAAUGGUAAUAAUUCAUUAGAAGCAUCUACUCCUACAAAAAGAUGGAAAAGGAUCGAAAGAGUAGAAUCUUCGACUUGCUCCCCAGAACUUUCUACUGCACUUGGAUCAAGAAAAAUAGGUUCUCCAUUGUUUUGGGCAGAAGUGUACUGUGGUGGGGAGAACUUGACUGGGAAGUGGGUGCAUGUUGAUGUUGUGAAUGCAAUUAUAGAUGGAGAGCAGAAAGUAGAAGAUGCAGCUGCUGCAUGCAAAACAUCAUUGAGAUACGUAGUUGCUUUUGCAGGUCGUGGGGCUAAAGAUGUGACCCGCAGGUAUUGCGUGAAGUGGUACAAAAUAGCACCAAAAAGAGUUAAUUCAGUUUGGUGGGAUUCAGUAUUGGCACCUUUGAGGGAGUUAGAGUCAGGAGCAACUGGGGGUGUGAUUAAUUUUGACAAGCUCCAUGAUAAUGCCUCAAAUGAGCAGGAGAAAAUCAAAGUAUCUAGAAUGUCUGAAUAUCCAGGUGCAGAUAGUCCUUCAAACCAUGUUAUCUUACCUAAGAAGUCAGGCCAAGAAGCUUCCAAAGAGUAUGGGAGUAAGAUCGAAGUUGAAUCUUCUUUAAAGGAUUCAUUUGUUGCUACCAGGAACUCUCUUGAAGAUAUGGAACUUGAAACUAGGGCACUAACUGAGCCUCUUCCCACUAAUCAGCAGGCCUAUAAAAAUCAUGCAUUAUAUGCACUUGAAAGAUGGCUUACGAAGUAUCAGAUACUAAAUCCAAGAGGUCCUAUUCUUGGUUACUGCUCUGGUCAUCCAGUUUAUCCUCGCACUUGUGUGCAAACUCUCAAGGCAAGAGAAAGAUGGCUGCGUGAAGGACUGCAGGUUAAAGGCAAUGAGAUUCCUGCAAAGGUUUUGAAACGUUCUGCAAAAUUAAAAAAAGUUCAAGUUUCUGAAGAAGAUGAUUAUGAUGAGAAUGAUUCUAAAGGAACUAUUGAACUUUAUGGGAAGUGGCAGCUGGAGCCAUUGUGUCUCCCUCAUGCAGUUGAUGGAAUUUUGCCAAAGGUGAUUGCUGUUGCUUUCUUGUGGAUGCCAUUCUGGAAGAAUGAGCGUGGUCAGGUUGACGUGUGGUCUGAGAAGUGCCUUCCGCCGGGGACUGUUCACUUAAGGUUGCCAAGGGUAUAUGCUGUUGCCAAGAGGUUAGAGAUUGAUUAUGCACCUGCCAUGGUUGGUUUUGAGUUUAGAAAUGGUCGAGCUGCUCCUGUCUUUGACGGCAUUGUGGUUUGUACAGAGUUCAAGGAUGCAAUAUUAGAGGCUUAUGCAGAAGAGGAAGAGAGAAGAGUGGCUGAAGAGAAGAAACGGAAGGAAGCACAAGCCAUCUCAAGAUGGUAUCAACUUCUCUCGUCCAUUAUAACCAGACAAAAGUUGAACAGCUAUUAUGGAGAUGGUUCAUCAUCUCAGCCAUCCCGAGAUGUCCAAGAUAAAAAUAAUGAGAUAAAUGCAACGGUUGAAAGCAGUAAGGGUGAUAGGCAAUCUACUGGCCUUCAGAAAGGAGAUAUGGGGGAUACUAUGUAUAAAGAGGUAGAGCAUGAACAUGUAUUUUUAAUAGAGAAUGAGAGUUUUGACGCAGAGAACUCACUCCUAACAAAGCGAUGUCGGUGUGGAUUUUCAAUCCAAGUGGAAGAAUUGUAGCAUGUUGGAUAUUCAAUCCGAAAGUGGAAGAAUUUUCAGAUACCUACUUUGAAUAUAAGUUGACAAAAUGUUACCGGGAAGUUGCCUACGGAUCAGAUAAUCUAAAAUCUGAUAUUGCACUCCGGUACAGAAAGACUGUAAAGUACCGGGUCGAAAACUUACAAUUUGUCCUGGAAUUUUGUUUAGGUGGCUGUUGUAAAUAUUUCAGGCACUCUGUCAUAGGCAUACAUUGUGGAUGAAUCUUGUUUAGCUAUAUAUUUCUGGGAUAUUGUUAAAUUUCUU